AUGUACGGCUUCGAGCAAUCCACCACGUCUUCGGUGUACCCUUCCUCGUCAUGCGACGACGAGGGCAUCAUCACCGUCGUAGACCCCCAGGGCAAUGUCGUGUCCGUCAGCACGUAUGGAUGUCCAGGGGUAGACCUCAACAGCGUCCUCACGUCGUUCAUCGGGGCCCUCCAGGGCUCGGUCUCCGUGCUGCUCACCAUCGGCUACGGGAUCAUCGCGGGCCACUUCAAGCUCAUCAAGAACUCGAGCGCGAAGGACAUCAGCAAGCUCUGCGUGAAGCUCCUGCAGCCCGCCCUCCUCAUCAUUAACGUGGGCUCUGAGGCGCACCCGGAGACCCUCCCCCGCUAUUUUCCCAUCAUCGUCUGGUCUAUCGCGUACAACUUGGUCUCAAUAGCCAUCGGCGUCGUGGCGCGGCGAUGGUUCAAGAUGCCCAGCUUCGUUGCCCCGGCUUGCGCAUUCAACAACACGACCUCACUCCCCCUUCUCCUCGUCCAGUCCUUCGCUGUCACGGGUCUGCUGGAUGCGAUCCUCUUGCCUGGCGAGAGCGCAUCUGAUGCAGUGAACCGCGCAAAGUCUUACUUCCUCAUCAACGCCGUCAUCGGGAGCUCCCUCACGUUCUCGCUCGGUCCUGGCCUGCUGAACCCGCAAGACGAGGAUGGGCCGUCCCCGCCGCAGACGCCAGGCAUCAGCGCCGGCCUCAACGGAAGAUUGCACCCACCUGGCCCGCCUCCACUUGCCGUAGCCGAUGACUUGACUGAAAGAGGCGAGGCAUCAGAACGCACAGCGCUUCUGGGAUAUGAGCAGAGUCGCAAGGGGUCCUCUGGCAUCCUUGUACGCGGCAAGGAGGCAUAUGCCUCCCUUCCAUCCUUCGUGAAGAGCGUCCUCAGUUUCUUCACACAAUUUAUGAACGCGCCAUUCAUCGGCGCUCUCAUUGGUCUUCUGCUAGGCAUGGUUGGACCGCUUUAUGAUCAAUUCUUUGACUCCGAAGGCUUCUUCUCUGGCUGGCUCACUGCAAGCGUCCGCAACAUCGGAGAUCUCUUUGCCUCACUGCAGGCUCUGACUGUCGGCGUCAAACUUCUCAAUAGCUACAGAGAUAUGAAGCGUGGCGAGGACGCCGGACCCAUGCCCUGGGGCACGACCGUCUUCAUCACCUUCAUCCGCUUCAUCUUCUGGCCAGUGGUCGGCAUUCCCAUCGUCUACGUCCUCGCGCAGAAGACGACGAUGCUAAACAGCGACCCUGUGCUCUGGUUCUGCAUGAUGCUGAUGCCUGUCGGGCCGCCUGCGCUAAAGCUGCUGGCGCUCGCGGAUGUCAGCGGGGCAGAGGAGAAAGAGAAGUCGUCGCUUGUGAAGUUCCUAUCUGCUUCGUACCUCAUCUCGCCUAUUAUUUCCAAAAUGUCGGAAGCCCGCAUCGUCACCUACGAUGAGCUCAAGGCGCACAAGAGCAAGGACAGCAUGUACCUGCUCAUCUCGGGGAAGGUGUACGACGUGACGAAGUUCUUGGACGAGCACCCGGGAGGCGACGAGGUUAUCAUCGCCGAGGGUGGUCAGGACGGCACGGAGGCGUUCGAGGACGUCGGGCACUCUGACGAGGCGCGCGCGCUGCUGCCCGGCAUGUACAUUGGUGACUUUGAGAAGAACAGCGAAUUGAAGAUCAAGGAGGCUAAGAGCGCCGCGGAGCAGAAGGUGUCCUCUGCCGUCGAGACCGGCUCCAACAUGAUGUACUUCGUUCCCCUCAGCUUGCUCGGUGCCUACUUUGCAUGGCGCUUCUACACCACGGGCUCAGCAUGA
Molecule: messenger RNA, 1788 nt
Organism: Schizophyllum commune H4-8
Lineage: Eukaryota; Fungi; Basidiomycota; Agaricomycetes; Agaricales; Schizophyllaceae
Exons: 14
Coding region: 1-1788 (595 amino acids)
Biological process (GO): transmembrane transport
Cellular component (GO): membrane; endoplasmic reticulum
Molecular function (GO): heme binding
Source: RefSeq, a predicted model, not a curated record